UUUCACAGAAAUCGGUGGGUUUUUCUUUUAACAUCUACGGAAAGUGGUUAUUGAAGAAAUUAAAGCAAUCUAAUUGAAUCAAAAUUAGUGAAAAUAAGGUGAAAUUAUAAUAAAUCGCGCACAAAGUUGAAAUAAAGCGAGCUUUUGAUGUUAAACGAUUAAUUUCGCCACAAAAAGUGAAGUGAGUGCUUUUUCAUCAAAAACACGAAAGGCAAAAAAGAAGAAAAAAAACGUCAUCUCUUGCCAAUAGAAUUGCUGAUGAAUACGAUUUCAGCUGGAGGAGAAACAAAAUACACAUAGCACUGAUUUGGAAAAUAAGGAAAGCCAAUUGGCUUAACUUCGUUAAUCGUACGCAAUUAGGAUAUAAAAUUUAAAUUCAAUUGGUAUCACCAGAAAGCAAUAAAGCAGCAUAUAGACACGACGCAGACGAACAAGUAUGAGCAGCGUUGUGAGUAGCACAGCGCCCAGUCCAGCCAGCUUCAUUGACCCGAAUGGCACAGCAGCAGCCGCAGCUGCAGCCGUCGCAUCGAUGAUGACCGAAUCGACAACUUUAAAACCGAAUUUUAUUGUACAAGCCAAACCAAUGUCGUCGCCCAUUGAUCCGCUCAGUCACGUCGGUGAUGGUAUCUUCCUGCAAACAAAGACCGCUCAAGGACUUGCGACUGUAUUCGUGUGGGCGGCACUCUUUAUCACAUGCCAACAGAUUUAUCAACACCUGCGUUGGUAUACAAAUCCACAGGAGCAACGUUGGAUAGUACGUAUCCUAUUUAUUGUGCCCAUGUAUGCGACAUACUCGUGGAUCAGUUUAUUUUUCUUCAAUUCAGAUAAUGUGUACGUGUAUUUCUUUACCGUACGUGAUUGCUAUGAAGCUUUUGUCAUCUACAGUUUCCUGUCGCUAUGCUACGAGUACCUCGGUGGCGAGGGCAACAUUAUGUCCGAGAUACGUGGCAAACCCAUUAAAAGCUCGUGUCUUUAUGGCACUUGCUGCCUAAGAGGUAAAACAUAUACCAUCGGCUUCCUACGCUUCUGCAAGCAGGCUACAUUGCAAUUCUGCUUGGUGAAGCCGCUUGUGGCGUUUAUUAUUAUAUUCCUGCAAGCUUUUGGCCACUAUCAUGAUGGUGAUUGGAGCGCCAAUGGUGGUUAUAUUUACAUUACUGUCAUCUACAAUAUAUCCGUUACUCUUGCCCUCUACGGCUUGUACUUAUUCUAUUUUGCUACGCGUGAUUUGUUAACACCCUUUGAGCCUGUGCUGAAGUUUUGUACAAUCAAAUCGAUUAUCUUCUUAUCAUUUUGGCAAGGUGUGAUGUUGGCCAUUUUGGAGAAGGCCAAAGUCAUCUCGCCGAUCGUCGACAGUGCUGGCACUCACACCUCAGCUGGUACUGUCUCGGCGGGCUAUCAGAACUUUUUCAUUUGCAUUGAAAUGCUAUUUGCUGCGAUUGCGUUACGCUAUGCCUUCCCCUAUCAGGUAUAUGCGCGCAGCUGUAUUGCCGAUGGUCAAGGUCGCUCUGUAACAAUGCAAUCGAUUUCAAGCAGUCUUAAAGAAACAAUGAAUCCCAAGGAUAUUAUGACAGAUGCUAUACACAAUUUUCAUCCACAAUACCAACAAUAUACGCAAUACAGUUCCGAAGUUACCUCGUCUCAACGUUAUGAGAAACUUUAAAAUGCAUGACAUUCGUUCUGCUAAUAAUGAAUGUGCCGAGACGAAGACAUUUAAUGUUGUGAGAAAUAGAGAGAGAAGAGAGCGCAUUGAAAGAGGAUAAAAGUACUUAACAUACCUAAUAAGAUAUGAAACGAUAUGAAUUCUAAAACGAUAUUUUUUCUAUAGUGCUGUUGCGUUUAGAAAAUGCCUUUACGAAGUGCUUUUCGCAUACCAAAAUUGCCUUAUAAUAGUUAUAAACACAUAUACUACCUACAUAUUUAUACAUACAUACCUAUAUGAAUUGCAAAACAAAACCGUCUUAAACGCUGUUUAUGAUAAAAAUGAAAAUUUUUAAGUGAAACAUUGCAUAGCUCUUAAGUUUAUAUGAAGAAUAGCACAUACACACAUACAUGAAUGUCUAUAUUGCAAAAGCCCUAUUGUUUGUGUUUUUCUUUUUUUUUAAUGUUAUAAGUUUUUACGUGUGCUGAUUAUAAUCUGUAGCAAAGCACAAAAGCGUCUAUUUACUAGCUCAAUAUACACCUGCGCAAACAAGCAUUUUUGGCUAACAACUUUUAAGAUUUUUAUUGCAAAAUAAACCAAAAUUUUGUCCAAACACAUUCCAUAUGCUUCAAAUGUCCAUAUUUGCUCACAUAACAAUGCCUUCGAAGGACGCCAAGCCAAACCUUUUAGCACAAUGGAGUGUUUGGGCUGGUCUACUCAAACAAAAGGAACCCUAGGCGUAAUAUAUUUAUUAAAAUUCUUCUUUACUGGCACAACAUAUGUAAAACAUUUUUAGAGAAUUUCGUCGUCUCUUAACCUGCUAGUUAGCUUAUUUUUUUUUAAUUCUUUAUAUACCAUCUUACACACAUUUUAUGUAGAUAUAAACCACUUUUUUUUUUAAUAAAAUGCCCAUCUAUCUUUAGGCAAAAAAGUACUUAGUGACUGUCCAAAAUAGGAAGAAAACGACAUUUUACACAUAUAAAACCUAGUAAUACUAUUAUUUGGGGAGCGUUACUGAGGUUCUUGGGUACCCAAAUUUAACUGGUUAAUUUUUCAAGCAUGGAUCAAGCGACAUAUUGAAUAUUUAUUGCGUUUGGAACUAUUUUUGUACAAAUUUUCUAUUUUAAAAUAUAUUAUUUGUAAAGCUCAAGAUACUUUUUUAAUUUUUACAAAGUAAAAAAAUACAAAUGAUAGUACAGAUUAUUGUUUCCAGUACGUAACAACUUUUACACCGUUGUUUAUAUUUUUGCAUUUUUUAUUUAAUUUUUUUGAGUUUGCUGUGUUCGGUAAAUAAUAAAGCUGCACUAAAAAUU
Messenger RNA from Rhagoletis pomonella (apple maggot), 2952 nucleotides. Its product is annotated as transmembrane protein 184B-like. Lineage: Eukaryota; Metazoa; Arthropoda; Insecta; Diptera; Tephritidae. Bases 437 to 1660 code for a protein of 407 amino acids. Gene Ontology annotation, biological process: transport. Gene Ontology annotation, molecular function: transporter activity. The transcript is spliced from 9 exons. The record is from RefSeq and is a predicted model, not a curated record.